AUGUUUUUGCUACUAAUAGCUGUUUGUAUAAAUGCGAGGUAUGGCUCUUCAGCCCAGUUACUCAUUAACACUUCAUCGUUAGGUUUGAUUCAAGGAGAAAUAAAUCCGGUCAUAGAUAAUGUUCGUCAAUUUAUUGGUAUUCCUUUCGCACAACCACCUGUUGGUAUACUUCGUUUCAAACCGCCUGUUGCUCUUGUUAAUAUUUCGUCUUCCGGCGUCUAUAAUGCAACAGCAGUAGCACAUCAGGGUGGAUUUCCUGCACUCAAUUGUAUGCAAAUCUCUUUAGCAAAUUCAAGUGAGAUCUAUGGACAAGAAGAUUGUCUCUACCUUGAUAUUUUUCUUCCAUUGAACAUCAACAAUGGAACUUUAUUACCCGUAGUGGUCUAUAUCUAUGGUGGUGGUUUUGAAACUUCAGAUCCACAUAGUCCAACUGCACUCAUUUCAUUGUAUCAAAAUGUCAUUUAUGUUGCUAUACGUUAUCGUGUUAAUGUUUUCGGUUUUAUGGCAUCAACAGCUCUGUCAGCUAGUAGACCAGGACCUAUUCAAUCAUCAGGUUUACAAGGUUUUGAAGAUCAACAGAUGGCAAUUAAAUGGGUUCGAGAUAACAUUCAAUCUUUUGGUGGUAAUCCUAAUUCUAUUACAAUACAAGGACAUUCCGCAGGAUCUAUUUCUGUUUGUCUCCAUGUGAUUGCGCCUGCAUCUCAACAUUUAUUCCAACGUGCUAUCAUGCAAAGUGGAGGUUGUUAUAUGGGACAAGUACCUUUAUCGUAUAUGAAGAUGAUCGGUGAUGAUAUUUCAUCAUAUUUCUGUAAUUCAUCAUUAUCGAAUAUGGUUUCAUGUUUACAAUCUAUCGAUUCAACGAGCCUUCUUCAAUAUGCGCAAUCAAAAGCUUUUAUUGGCGUUGAAAAACGAGUGAAUGCAAGUAACGUUGAUAUGGUACUACGUGAAGUACCUAUUCAGAUAGCAACUGAUGAUCAACAUUUGUAUACUCAUUCGAAUGCGUUAAUGCUUAACGCCUUCGAUUUCGAUGAUUGUGAUGAAGAAGCCUGCAAUUUUAUGAGUGCACCUCAAUCGCUAGUGAACUGUUCAUUAAGCAACAAUCGUUAUCGUUCAACGGAUAUGGAUAUGUGCUGCAUGAAUAUACCGUUGCCAGAUGCUGACGACAGCGACGACGAAGAAGAAGAUGCAGAUUUGUUUUCUUGUAAACCUGUGCCACAAAAUACUCCAUUCCAAACUUUCAUUCCGACCUCAGCGACUGAUCUGUCAGUUAUGCGUGACGAAGAUAUUGUUCGUUAUUUAAUUGACAAACAAAAGUUCAAUGGCUCGUGGCAACUAGACGAAACUGAUAUUCAAAAAUUGACUGGUAAACCAUGGAAUGUAUUUCAACAUAUAGCUCCGAAUGAAGUGCUUACUUCUGCUAUCAUUAUUUUGAUACUUGAAACGCGUUUCACGUCCUUUUCAAUGAUGUGGCACGGCAUCGUACAAAAAGCACGUACAUCUCUACUCGAUCUCCUUGGCAAAGACAUGACAAAAGUCAAUGCAUUACUCGAAGACAUACGUAAACAACUUUAA
This is a messenger RNA of Adineta ricciae, 1572 nucleotides long. Lineage: Eukaryota; Metazoa; Rotifera; Eurotatoria; Adinetida; Adinetidae. The record is from the annotation of a GenBank genome assembly.